AUGAAGUUCUCCACCGCAUCUGCAUUGACUCUCGUCGGGGCUGCCCAAGCUUUCCCAAACAUGGCGAAGCUUAUGCAAGCCGGAUCUGCUGCCCAGCUUGAGAAACGCUACACUGAGAACAUGGAGGCUUUUGGUCACCUUGAAAAGCGUGCCUACGGCGGCAACACUGGCGUGCACCAGUACGUCGCACCCAAGGCUGGUGACUACCGUGGCCCUUGCCCUGGUCUCAACGCAGCGGCCAAUCACGGCUACCUGAACCACAAUGGUGUCACUGACUUUGCUCAACUCGUUCAGGCACAGAUGGACGUCUACAAUGUGGGUAUCGAUCUUGCAAUUUUGCUCUGCACCGUUUCCAUUCCUCUCGACGGAGACAUUGUCACUACGAGGAUGUCCAUUGGAGGUGACGCAACUGCCCUCACUGCAUUGGGCGGCGAACUCCAGGGCAAUACCCUUGGGCGCCAGGGAGGUCUCAACACUCACAACACGUUCGAGGCUGACUCGUCCCUGACACGUAACGACGUUUUCCUGGCCAACGGUGACAACUACAGCUUUAACGGAACAUUGUUCGGCAUGAUGACUCAGACGUGUCAAGAAACCUCCGGUGGCCUGUACGACUUUGCCUGCAUGACAAAGUACAGAGAACAACGAUACUACGAGAGCAAGGCCAACAACCCAAACUUCUACUUCGGUGUUAAGUCUUUGCUUUUGUUCGGUGCCUCUUCUUUCCUUUACACGUUGAUGCCUAACGGCAACGAUAACAUUCCCUCGUACGCUGUUGUCUCGUCCUUCUUCGGCGCUGGCAAGAACGCUGAUGGCACUUUCAAGAGCCACGCUGCAGGCGUUGGUGAGAAGAUUCCCGACAACUGGGUGCCCCGCAAGACACCAUACACGAUCACUGAUGUUGGUUCAGAGAUUCUGAAGCAGUACUUUGGAACCACUCCUCCUGUUGCCUUUGGUGGAAAUGCCGGAAGCCUUGGGUUCAAUGCUCUCAACGCCGGCACUGCCAUUCAAAACGGUCAGCUCAAUGUGAAGACUGCAUCGGACUUGCGUUGUCUGCUAUUCCAGAUUGCUACCGACAACUACCCGUCCAGCCUCUCUGGCGGUGUUGCACUGCUCUCUGCUGCCGGAAAGGCAUUUGCUGUCGCCAAGCUCUUGCCAUACACAACCGUUUCCGGUUGUCCAGCUGUGCCUGGCCAGCCCGUGCUCAGCGCUUAA
This is a messenger RNA of Protomyces lactucae-debilis, 1215 nucleotides long. RefSeq names its product Chloroperoxidase. NCBI's taxonomy places the organism in Eukaryota, Fungi, Ascomycota, Taphrinomycetes, Taphrinales, Protomycetaceae. Bases 1 to 1215 code for a protein of 404 amino acids. The record is from RefSeq and is a predicted model, not a curated record. The transcript has a single exon. Gene Ontology annotation, molecular function: peroxidase activity.